Molecule: messenger RNA, 2425 nt
Organism: Daucus carota subsp. sativus
Lineage: Eukaryota; Viridiplantae; Streptophyta; Magnoliopsida; Apiales; Apiaceae
Product: LEAF RUST 10 DISEASE-RESISTANCE LOCUS RECEPTOR-LIKE PROTEIN KINASE-like 2.7
Exons: 5
Coding region: 207-2192 (661 amino acids)
Biological process (GO): protein phosphorylation
Molecular function (GO): protein kinase activity; polysaccharide binding; ATP binding
Source: RefSeq, a predicted model, not a curated record
GCCAACCCAAAUAAUUUAAGACCUAUUGGAAUUUUGAUAGUGUUUGUAAUAACUUGGAGAAUAAAGAAUGAGUCCCCAGAUAUAUUUGAAGAGUCUCUCUACUGUUCCUGCAGACUCUUCUUCAAGCCGGACAACUGAUUCAAUACUUGGCUCUGUACCUGAUUAGAUAUAAGUUGAGAGGAUAUCUUAAACAUAAACUCAAAAUCAUGCCUUCUGUGACUUGGAGACACUCUUCAGUAUUCAUAAUCAUCUUUACACUAUUAUCUCUUAUUAACUCAUCAUGCUGCAAGUCUUCUUCUCCUUCUUCUUGCGGUGAUGGCUUAAACAUAAACUGUCCUUUCAGACUCAAGGGGGAUAACCAGAAAUGUGGUGGUUCUUUCUCCCAGGAGCUGUCUUGCCGUGGUAAUCGCACUGUCUUCUAUUUGAAUGAGCUCUGGUUUUAUGUCCAGGAAAUCAAUUAUGAUGAUCAUUACAUUAGGAUUGUGGAUCCUGGCAUUCAAAAGAAUAAUUUUACAUCUCUUCCAUUUCAUUCCAUCACACAAGAUGAUUUAACAUUAGCAGCCUCACCUCUAAGCGGGUAUAAUCAGCCAAUUACAAUGAUAGAAUGUCCGUCUCCUCUAACAUCUACAAGCUACAUAAAUAUUACCGACAGCUAUGUUUAUUCUUAUGCCUAUUUAGUCACCGGCGGCUCGUGCAAUUUUGACGAGGUGGAAAUGGAGGACAAUUGCAGGAUUAACAAGGUAGCUUGGGUAGCAGUACCAGAACCAUGCUGGGAAUUCUCAAGUAUGUCUGAAAUCCAUGACGCCCUGGUUUAUGGAUUUAAACUUCCCUGGAGUUACUUCUACUGCCUAAAGUGUGAAGAUAUGGUUCUCACCGAUCAAGGCUAUUGUGAAACUUAUGACACUGAUUAUCGCCGCUGGGCUUGCAUAGACUACAAUUUGUGCAACAUCCUACAUUUAAGAUCAUACCAUCUUUCAGUUUCGUGUUUUCGCAAGAACUGGCAUGGAAUUAUGGAACAAUUCACAAACAGUAAUUACCGAGAACGCGAUGGUAAACUUGCAGGUAGAGUUGCAGGCACUAUUUUGGGUGCAAGAUUUUCUUUAGGAAUACCAUUUUUGCUUGCCUUGCUGGUUUAUAGAGCUAGGAGAAGGCAUUUAUCAAUGUACGACACCAUUGAGGAUUUUCUUCAAGCUCAAAACAACCUGAUGCCUAUAAGGUAUUCAUACUCGGACAUUAAGAAGCUUACCAAUAAUUUUAAAGAUAAACUAGGUGAAGGAGGUUUCGGGACUGUAUAUAAAGGAAAGCUUCGUAGUGGUCUUCUUGUAGCAGUAAAGAUACUGGCCAACUCUAAGGCUACCGGAAAAGAAUUCAUUAAUGAAGUUGCUACGAGUGGAAGGAUUCAUCAUGUCAAUGUGGUCGAACUUCUCGGCUUUUGUUUCGAAGGUCCCAAGCGUGCUCUAAUUUAUGAGUUCAUGCCCAAUGGAUCUUUAGAGAAAUACAUCUACAGCAAAGAAGGAACAGAAGAAGAAGUUGUUCCCUUGAGUUGGGAAAAGAUUUAUAAAAUUUCAUACAAGGUGGCAACUGGAAUUGACUACUUGCACCGAGGUUGUGACAUGCAAAUUUUGCAUUUUGACAUCAAGCCUCACAACAUUCUUCUUGAUGAGAAUUUCAAUCCAGCCAUUUCCGAUUUCGGGCUAGCAAAAUUAUAUGCCACUGAUCAUAGCAUUGUAACUCUCACUGCAGCUAGAGGAACAAUGGGCUACAUGGCUCCGGAGAUGUUCUACAAAAACAUCGGUGGAAUUUCAUAUAAAGCGGAUGUUUAUAGUUUUGGAAUGUUACUCAUGGAAAUGGCUGGUCGGAGAAAAAAUUUGAAUCCAUUUGUGGAUCAUAUCAGUCAAAUUCACUUCCCGUCGUGGGUACAUGACCGAUUUAGUGAAGGAAAAGAGCUUGAGAUGGAAGAUGUCACCGAGGAAGAUAGGAAGUUGGUAAAGAAGAUGAUAUUAGUAGCAUUAUGGUGUAUACAAAUGAAACCAAGUGAGCGCCCUUCAAUGAACAGAGUUAUUAAGAUGCUAGAAGGAGACAUUGAACAAUUGGUAAUGCCUCCUAAGCCUUUUCUUUAUCCACAAGAGGAUACAACUGAGAUAGACAAUCCAAUCCAUUCUUCCCCCAAUUUACUACCAGAUGAAGAUUGAAUGUUACUGAAAUUCAAGGAAUGAAACUUGGUUUGUUUUGUCAAUUCAUCAUUUAGUCUUGUUUAUCUGCCUUUGUAAAAUAAGUACAGAAAGUGUCACUAGUAAGAUGACAACAUCUACAUGUAUUCAAGCAAGUUCUAGUACUCUGUGUUGUUACACAUUGUAAACUAUAUUGCCUUCUUAUUGUGACCAAUACAGGAAACAUUAGUCGGAACAAAAAUUUGUUGCACUGU